AUGACAGCCAUGAUGCAAUGGCAGGUCAACAGGCAAUUCAGGAAGGAUCGAGAGGCUGCCAUGGCCAGAAUUCCCAAUCCCGAUGAGGUGGUCCAGCAACUAGACCUUCCCUAUGGUCCCCCACCAGGAUUGGCGUGGCCAUAUCAAGAGAAUCCUCUUGUUGCACAGGUAGCUGGGAUACCAGUACGGGGGGGAAUCCAGGCUGGAUACGGGGAAGUGGCUUUUCCUAUCCAAGAACGUCUGGCCCCAAUACGGCCAGAAGGUCCUGCGCCAGGACAAGUUCCGCAGAAUCAGCCAGAGCCUCAGCCUGCUCCGCAACAAGCGGCCCACAAGAUCACCCUAUGGAAAUUCUGCCUGAACAUCCAGUAG
Molecule: messenger RNA, 369 nt
Organism: Prunus armeniaca (apricot)
Lineage: Eukaryota; Viridiplantae; Streptophyta; Magnoliopsida; Rosales; Rosaceae
Source: the annotation of a GenBank genome assembly